AUGGCUGCGCCAGUGGGGAUAUUACGAAAUACUAACCAGACGCAACAGGGUAAACCAUCUACAUUAGUUGCUCCUUUUUCCGAUAAUUCAGAUUCGGAACAAGAGGGAAUCAAUAGUACUGAUUAUGGCCAAGAGUAUGAAACUGAGCCUGAAGGUGACUUGAAUACCGAAGAAGCACAAGAAACUAUGCAACAUGAAACUUUAAUAAAGUCUGGAUACCUUGCUAAAAAACAAGAAAGACGGAAAAUCUAUCAAUACUUAGAAUUGGAAACGGAGAUGGUUUGUCUUAAGGUCAACAAAGAAUAUGAACUUUUGCGAAUUUUGGAUUUGAAUGAUAUUCAUGCGGUUGCUGAGGUGAAGCUGAAAAAUAGGACCAACGUGUUUGGUAUUGUUACACCAAAGCGUACAUAUUAUGUACAAGCGGGAAGUAAACGAGAGCUUGAUGAAUGGGUGGAUGCAAUAAAUAAGGUCAAGAAGGAAGUUCAAGAUCAAGAAAAUGAGCUUUUUGAUGAUGAAGGAAGUCAAGCGGACGCUGAAGAUAUGGCCACAAAAGAAAAAAAAACCAAGCGCCUUACUGUUCAAUUAAAAUCUAAACCUUCAGUGCAAGCUUUGGAUAAACAAUCGACUAAAACCUCCGUAAACGAAACAUCUGCUAUUGAUAUUCCAAAUUCACAAGUUAAAUCAACAGAAUAUGGUGAAGCUGGAAAUUCAUAUGUAUCGGUUUCAUCUCACACGUCCGGGGGUUCCAUUCCUAAUAUGUCAUCGUUACCGUCAAGUCCGGUAGCUGCACAUUUUUCAGCAGAAAGAAAGGAUAGUAGUGAUCCUACUGCUAGUUCUGAAGAAGAGGAGGGAGACUUUGCUGAUGUGACGGGAGAGGAUACCACUGAUGAUACUUAUUACAAAGACCCUAAGGAUAAUCGUCCUCAUUUGAAUAUUAAUCUUUCGGAUAUUUUAGAUGCUAUCGAAACUGAUUCUUCCUUCAAAUCAAAAGAAAAUUGUUUCAAGAUAAUUACUCCUAAGCGAACAUAUAUUUGUUGUGCUCUUAAUGAAAAAUCUCUAGUCACAUGGCUAGCUGCUCUACAG
Messenger RNA from Racocetra fulgida, 1083 nucleotides. NCBI's taxonomy places the organism in Eukaryota, Fungi, Glomeromycota, Glomeromycetes, Diversisporales, Gigasporaceae. The record is from the annotation of a GenBank genome assembly.